Messenger RNA from Aegilops tauschii subsp. strangulata, 3172 nucleotides. RefSeq names its product UPF0481 protein At3g47200. The record is from RefSeq and is a predicted model, not a curated record. Lineage: Eukaryota; Viridiplantae; Streptophyta; Magnoliopsida; Poales; Poaceae.
UAAAUUCUUUGUAAAAAGCGAGAUAAUUUACGUAUUGCACAGCUGAUAAUUUACGUAGCCCGGACCUAUUAACUUUGGAACAGAAAAAUCGUCCUAAUUUUGAAGGUUUCGUCGUGGUGGAUUUAAUGGGGAAAUAUUUUAAAUCAGACCAAUGAUUCGAGCUACAACAUAUUCUGAAUUUUCAAAAUGGGAAAAUCUAGCACAAUAUAACAUUAACUUUUGUCCUCUACUCCAUGCAUGUGCAUGUGGGAGGACUAGAUGAGGUGUUUAUAGUUAUCCCUAAAAAGUAAAGUUCUCCCGUUAGUUUCUAUUAUGCUGUUGUUCACUGGCAGAGCAUGGCAAAUCAAGAAAAAAAUCAUGGGAAUUUAUGCUGUCACGAAGAUGAUGAAUUUCUUCAACAAGCACGGCAAAUCCUUGCAAAAAAACAGAACUAGACGGAUUUGUCAUCCUUGCGAAAGAAAUUAGCCAUCCUCCACUAACAUAAAUUGUCAUAUGAAACUUUAAAUUUGCCACUCUCACCUGGCGAACGUUUGCUUGUUAUCUUUAGCUGAUAAUUUUGGAAGAGAACACCCGGGUGACAAUUUUUGUGAUGAAAACAUCCCGGUGCACUGUUUCUAUGAAUAAGACGCACCAACCAAACCAAGGUCUGGCUGCUUAGAUGUAACGAGUGAUGGCACAUCGAAAUAUUUUCAGCCUUGUAGACAGCACGUCAACUUCAUACAAUUCCGUGUCACAGACAACAUUGACAAAGUCAAACAGAUAUUCGGAGAGAAAUGGAAGUUGAAUUUGACUUUGUGAUAUUUGAUCGAGCAAUUGACGUCACCACAAAGUAAGACGAAUAACUAGAAAAAAAUAAAAUUACUACAAACAAGCUAAAGGAAAGUCCCACCAGCUAAAACAAAGUAGCAUGAAAAUGAAAAAAAUCCACCAAAAUUCGAUCAGAGAGGCAGAGAAGGGCCCAAACCAAGUGGUUAGGCGUCCCAUGCUACCAAAUAAACAGAGCAGUAUUUCCUACCAGACAUGAACAACCAGCCGGACAAAGGUGUCAUGUUCAAAUUUUCCCUUUUCUGUCGAUGUCUCUGUAUGAUCAUACAUCAUGGCAACGCAAUCCAGAGACGAGCUCCAUUAUUGAUCAGAUAUAUAAAUAGAGUUCUGGCCUGUUUCUGUUGUCCACUAUCGAUCAGCAAGAAUGUUAGCAAGAAUCCUUCCUGAAGUCUGUCACAUUCUUUGUCGCCAAUCAGUCUCCAGUCCCAACCAAGAGGAGUAGUUAACUUCCGCUUGUAACAUCAAAUUAAGCCGUGAACAUUCGAUUGAGAAAUCAAAUCGCAAUGGAGGGCGAUCAGCUGAGCAGCCCUCUGGCCGGUCACCACCACAGCAUCGACAUUGACAUCGCGGCGGAGGCGAAAUCAGCGGACGCCGUUGACGGCGAGGCCGGGCGGAAGUGGCUGCGCAAGCUCACGUCGGCGACGGUGAACAAGGCCGUGAUGAGGGACCUCAUCGCGCGGACGCCCAUGCUGUGGUACCUCGCCGAGCGCUCGGGCACCAUCCUCCGCCCGCGCACCCGCCGCGCCGUGGGCGCCGAGGCGCUCCACGCGGUGCGCGCCGUGGCCAUCGGUCCGUUCCACCGCGGCGACCGGGGUCUCCCCUUCCCCGACGACUCCAAGCUCCCGUUCAUGCGCUACCUGCAGGAACAGUGCGGGCUCAACGUCGACGCGUACGUGGCGGCGCUGUCGGCGGAGCGCGACCGCCUCCGCGACGAGUUCGCCGACGACGACGCGGACGCGGGGGCGGAUGACAAGGCGCUGCUGGACGACGAGGAGAAGUUCCUGCAGAUGCUGCUCCUGGACAGCUGCUUCGUCCUCGUCGUGAGCAUGAUGCUCAGCAAGACCGGCGUCGGUGAGGACGCCGACAGCGCGGCGCGGGCGGCGUCCAUCAACAGGGAGUACUUCAUACUGCACAUGGCCGUGGCGCAGCACGCCGAGCAGAUCAAGCUCGACAUGCUGGUGCUCGAGAACCAGGUCCCCUUCGCCGCCGUCAAGCUGCUCGUCGCCGCCUGCGGCAGGCUGAAGCUCCGCCACUCCGUCGAGGAGGUGGUGCUCGGCUGCUUCGACGACGUCUGCCCAAAGCGGGCAUGCCUCGCCCGCGACGCGGCGAGCGCGGAGUUCCACCACGUCCUGCACCUCUUCCACUGGUCCCGCGUGCCGGCUAACAAAUACUGCAUCCUCUCGACGCCACUGAAGCUCCUCAAGAUCAAGAAGGAGUCGGAGCGGCUGUUCCCCUGCUCCAUGGAGCUGCGGCACUCGGCGGUGUGGUUCCGGCAGGCGGCGGCGUCGACCUGCCAAGGCGACCUGGACAUGUCGUUCUGGAGCCGGCCGGCGAGCCCCGUGGCGGUGAUGAGCAUCCCGUGCUUCCACGUCCACGAGUAUAGCGCGGCGGUGCUGUACAACAUGCUGGCCUUCGAGAUGCGGUUCCACUGGGCGCACGGCGCAUGCAUGACGACGCACGUUGCCCGGAUGGAGGGACUCGUGCGGUGCCCGCAGGACGCGACGUUUCUGCGCCGGCGAGGUGUCCUUUCCGCCACGCGGCUGACGGACGCGGAACUCGUCUACUUCUUCCGGGAGCUCGGGGCGCAGACAGUCGGCGCGAGGCUGCCGGAUGAGUUCGGCCAGAUGGUCGACGCGGUGGCGUGCCACCGGAGGCGGCGGGUGAGCUGGUGGUGCGGCGGGUUCGUGCUGCACUUCUUCCCGUCGCCGUGGGUGGCCGUCUCGCUUCUAGCGGCGGCCGCAAUUUUCGUCGUGCCGUCCAUGCUGCAGACGGUAUAUACCAUGCUCGGCUAUAUCAAAAGUACCUAGUUCGGGUGAGCAUAUAGAGGCCAGACUUGCAAAUCCGACACCUAAGAGCAUAUCUAGUAGAACCCUCAAAUCCUCAACCCCUUACAGCGUGUUUGGCAGCGAUGGGUAGAAGGAAUAAGAAUUUAGAGAUGGGAGUUUGCAGAGGGAUUACCAUGGGAAAUUGAUAUUAAAUCUCAUUCCUUUGAUUGGCAUGUGAAGGCAAUUAGACCAAGGAAUUUAAGAGAGACUUAACUGCCCUGUUUGGUUGAUAGGAUUAGGCUGCGGAAUAGGAAACUUUGAACGGCACCCAUUCGCGUGCGCACGUAACAAAUAAACUGAAU